AUGAAGGGUAUAUCAUAUCCUCAGAUCCCUCCAACAAUCUCACGAAGCCAUACUCAGCAAGAUCAGCAAGAAAACAUGAAGCCUGACCCAGGAAGCACUUCAACCACGAUCCCACCACACCAUGACCUAGAAGGUCUCAGACAGCAGAUCCUAGCCAACGCAGUGGUCACUUUCUCCAGGAUCUAUCAGAAGACGCCAGCAUGCGAAAAGUACAUCGCCCAGAGACACGAUUUCGAGGUGAUUGUCGAGGUGGACGGUCCUGGAGACGACCCUCCAGCAGCCGAUACAUACCGAGCCUUACUCGUCUACCGUAAAUGCGGAGGACAUAAGCAGACUACAAGGUGA
This is a messenger RNA of Fulvia fulva, 345 nucleotides long. RefSeq lists its product as uncharacterized. The transcript has 2 exons. The record is from RefSeq and is a predicted model, not a curated record. Lineage: Eukaryota; Fungi; Ascomycota; Dothideomycetes; Mycosphaerellales; Mycosphaerellaceae. Bases 1 to 345 code for a protein of 114 amino acids.